ACUGAGCCAAAGGAAAGCUGAAGAAAGAAGAAAUGAAAAUAAAACGAAAGGCUAAUCCCUAAUCUUUCUUGCCUCUACCUAAUGACUGAUCCUCGGGAGGGGUCAUUCCGUGCAUGCCCACCUGUCAGCAGCAUCUGCUGAGGAGAAUUUAAAUGUUUUAGUGACGUCAAGGGACCGCUGGAACUUUGGCAAUCACCAAGUGGCUGCCGGGUCAUAUAAAAGGCCUGACCAGAGUAGCUAGGAGAGAGAAAGAAAGGGGAGGGGGGAGGAAAAAUAGAAGUGGGGAGAUAAGAUACCCAGUGGAGGUGUUUAUUUAAGUGGUGUCAGAUCUCUAGCACAUACCAGGAACGGGGCUUGUUGCAGCUGGCUUUUUUUGGGGAGUCACACAAAGCUGACGGAGACAGGCACAGUGAACAGGGGGGGCUGGAAAAGCUUAACGGUAGUCAUUUAUUUGAUCUCGUUCAGGGUGACAGAGGGACAAGUGGGGCUUCUUCUUUUUUUUGUACCAUUUUCUCUCCCGUGCCACUGUCCUGAGUGUGUCUGAGGUCAGCUAUGAGUAAACAGGCGACUCUGGCCACCUGUAUUGCCAGGAUGUAUGAAGGUGGCAAGUUGGAGAACUCCGGAACUCAACCCGGGACCAUUAAGAAGCCCAGUCCUACUUUGAUAGGUAGCCUGAGCAACGUGGAGGUCAAGUUGAAUGCCCUGGAGGGCAAGGUGGAACAGAUCGAACGUGUCCAGACAGAGGUGCUCCAGAAGCUGAGCUCAUUGUGUCAUGGGAUGGAAUCUUGGGAGAAGAGCCUUAUGCAAUGCAAGGCGAGCGCUCAAGAAUCAAAUCUCAUCAAAAAUGUCCAAAGGGAGGGCAACAAGGACCUUUUGCUUACUGAGGUCAGAUCACUGUGUGGAGAAACAGUGGAUCUGCUUCAUAAUCUCAAGCAGGAAAGCCAGCAGCAGAGAAAUAAGAUCGAAGGUAUGGAAAGUUCUUUGUCCAGUCUGGAUAAAGUACUGGGUUAUGUGCGGGAUACUUUCCGAAACUCAAAGAUAGUGGAGUUCAUCUUGAAUGGUGUGGUGCCUUGGAGAAGGCAGGGCCUUCUGGAUGCAUUGAAGGAAGAGAAAACCCAGCCAGAUGGCAUCAGCAUCAAGCAAGAUCUCUAUCAUCAAAGCACACAGACUUCAGAGGAGGUUAAAGAAGUACUUGCUGCUGAGCCAGAGGUCACUGUUCCCCCCGUGCCCAAGCUACCUUCUCCUGAUGCCCAUACGCCAAAUGAUCCUCGUCUCAGUGCAGAAGUGUCCAACAAAGCCUUACGUAAGGCCAAGGAGGUCACCGUGAAAAGCAGAGAGCCUACACGUGUCCAAACAUUUUCUCCUAAAGCUCAGCUCGAGGCUGGGAAGACCGAGGUGCACGAUGGACCUAAGCAGGAGACAAAUAGCUUGGCUGGAGUUCCAGCUAACAUAAAAAAACAUGCCACGGUGACAACCGCUAAGGUGGAAGAUGUCACUGAACCAAAGAGGGCUCUUGAACGGGCAGAUGUUUCCCAAGCUGGUGAACAGACUGCACUCCAGCCAACAGUUCCUAAACGACAACAACAAGCAAAGCUGAAGGUUGACAUUCCUCAAAAACAGGCAGAAGUUCAACAAGCUGGUGAGAAACAUUUGCUUAAGCCAGCUGUACUCGCACAGCAACAAGUGGAGUUGGAUGUUGACGUUCCUCAAAAACAAGCAGAUGUUCCACAAGCAGGUGAGACACCUUUACUAAAGCCAGCUGUACUCGCACAGCAACAAGUGGAGCCGGAUGUUGACGUUCCUCAAAAACAGGCAGAAGUUCCACAAGCUGGUGAGACACCUUUACUUAAGCCAGCUGUACUCGCACAGCAACAAGUGGAGCCAGAUGUUGACGUUCCUCAAAAACAGGCAGAAGUUCCACAAGCUGGUGAGACACCUUUGCUCAAGCCAGUAGUACUUGCACAGCAACAAGUGGAGCAGAAGCUUGAGGUUCCUCAAAAACAUUCUGUCGUCUCACGGAUUGGCAAGGAGCCCUUACUCAAGCGCGCAGUCUCAGAACGGAGACCUCAAGAACCCAAAGAGCCUGUCAAAAAGAAUGCCGGGCCUACAUCACAACCUAAAGAGACAGUAGAUAUACUACCACCAUUGACAGAACAUGAUGAGUGUACUGCAGACUCUGAACCAGCGGUUGACAGGAUUUUGGAGUCUGAUAUUGUAAAGGACUGUGCAGCUCCUAGUUUACAAACAGCGGAAAAUGCAAAAGCAGAGUCACACAUACUGAUAAUUGAUGACUGUCCACCUCUUCCAGCCCCGUUCGAACAUCGCAUUGUCAGUGCCAAGCAGGUACCCAUGAGUACAUAUUAUGAAGUCAGUCCCAGUGUGCUGCUGGGAGGGGGUCGUUUUGGACAGGUGCAUAAGUGUGCCGAGCUGUCGUCAGGUCUUAUGCUGGCUGCAAAAAUGAUUAAAGUUCGGGGUAUGAAAGAGAGAGAUGAAGUAAAGAAUGAGAUUGGAGUAAUGAACCAGUUAAACCAUGUGAAUCUGAUUCAGCUGUAUGAUGCUUUUGAAUGUCGGACUAAUCUCACUCUCAUCAUGGAAUAUGUGGAGGGUGGUGAAUUGUUUGAACGAAUCGUUGAUGAGAAUUACCAGCUUACAGAGCUGGAUGCCAUUGUGUUUACCAAGCAGAUUUGUGAAGGGGUACAGUACCUUCACCAGCAGUAUAUUCUACAUUUGGACCUUAAGCCAGAAAACAUUUUAUGUGUGAACACCACAGGGAAUCAGAUCAAGAUCAUUGACUUUGGGCUUGCCAGAAAAUAUAGGCCCAGAGAAAAACUGAAGGUCAACUUUGGAACACCAGAGUUCCUGGCACCAGAAGUUGUCAACUAUGACUUUGUGUCAUUUCCUACUGACAUGUGGAGUGUUGGUGUUAUCACGUACAUGCUUUUGAGUGGCCUUUCUCCGUUCCUCGGUGACAACGACGCUGAGACAAUGAACAACAUUUUGCAUGCCAACUGGGACUUUGACGCAGAGUCAUUUGAGAAUGUGUCAGAGGAAGCCAAAGACUUCAUUUCCAGACUUCUUGUUCCUGCCAAAUGUCGUCUCAGUGCAUCAGGGUGUACGAAGCAUAGCUGGUUGAAUAACCUGGAAGACAAGGCCAAGAUGUACAAAGUUCGCCUGAAGUCCAGAAUGAGGCUGAAGCGUUAUCUUGUAGCUCACCGUCAGUGGAAGAAACACUUCUUUGCAGUUGCAGCAGCUAACAGGUUAAAGAGCUUUCAGCAAAACAGAUCGGUCAGUACGCCAAAUUAGCUAUUCACCCGGAGGAUGGCAUCUGUAGUUCUUCUCCGAGCUACAGUUGCUUUAAAGACAUCACUACAUUGCACAUUGGUUUGUCUCACUUUGUAAAACGCUUUGGAAAUAAGUUGGGAGAAUUUUUUUAGAUGAUCUUUGUUUAUAGCCAGUGUCAGAAUGUUUUGCUUGUACAUGCUGCAUCAUGUUUUCGUAAUGUAUCAUGCUUUCACACCAAGAGCAAUUGGUUUGCAUUGCAGUUUUUGAAUCACGUGAAGCUUUUGUCCCUUCUGUGAAGGAGCAUUUUUUUGGGCACCAUACUGCCUUGUUUUAGUGUUUAAAAGAAAAUGUUUUCUUAUUUAAAAAGGUUAUAUUAGAAAAACUAUAACAUGAGGAUCUGAAGUAGAAACAUUUGUGAUCCUGUAUUUGUUUAGAACAGUAGGUUUUCUUGAAAGGCUCAGCAUGGAAUUCAUAACCAUUUCACUGAUUGAUUCAGAAUAUUUGAUUCACUACAAAUUCACUACAUUGCCCGUAAUUUGUACUUUGUGGCAUGGAUGAUAGUCCUUGCAAAUGCAUAA
Molecule: messenger RNA, 3860 nt
Organism: Triplophysa dalaica
Lineage: Eukaryota; Metazoa; Chordata; Actinopteri; Cypriniformes; Nemacheilidae
Gene: mylk3
Product: myosin light chain kinase 3
Exons: 13
Coding region: 553-3303 (916 amino acids)
Biological process (GO): positive regulation of apoptotic process; protein phosphorylation; intracellular signal transduction
Cellular component (GO): cytoplasm; nucleus
Molecular function (GO): ATP binding; protein serine/threonine kinase activity
Source: RefSeq, a predicted model, not a curated record